Molecule: messenger RNA, 1056 nt
Organism: Lasiosphaeria miniovina
Lineage: Eukaryota; Fungi; Ascomycota; Sordariomycetes; Sordariales; Lasiosphaeriaceae
Product: Rhodanese-like domain-containing protein
Exons: 2
Coding region: 1-1056 (351 amino acids)
Cellular component (GO): mitochondrion
Molecular function (GO): thiosulfate-cyanide sulfurtransferase activity
Source: RefSeq, a predicted model, not a curated record
AUGGCCUUGCUUACUGUGGUGCGCCCGUUACGGGUGUCACUCCAGCACAGCACGCGGCCAGUCUGUCGCAGCUUCUUUGGCUACUUCCAAUCCCCUAGUCCUGCGGUCGCCGCUGCGGCGCCGCGCCGAUCGUUUUCCAACUACCUUGUGACCCCGAAAGAACUCUCAGAAGCUCUGAAGAAGAGCCCACCCUCACCCAUAUCGCCAGAACCGCGGGUGAUUCCGCUCUGCGCCUCUUGGUUUCUUCCAAACGACCCAGAAGGACGUACCGGUCUCCAGGUUUUCCGGGAGAAGCGUAUCCCCAAGGCACGAUUCUUCGAUCUGGACAAGGUUAUCGACAAGCGCAGCCCCUAUCCACACAUGCUACCGAGCCCUAAGCACUUUGCUGAGGCCAUGAGCGAGCUAGGCAUUCGCCGCGAAGAUACAGUGGUGGUCUACGACAGCCGUGAGCUGGGCAUAUUUAGCGCACCUCGUGUAGGUUGGACUUUGAAGGUCUUCGGUCACCCCAGUGUGCACAUCCUCAACAACUUUAGGCUAUGGGUCGACCAGGGUCUACCAACCGAGUCUGGCAAUGUCUGGACGGUUGAGUGCGGACCGUAUCCGAUUCCCGAGAUGGAUGAUGCCAAGGUGGCAAGCUACGAGGAGGUGCGUGAGGUUGCCCUGGAUUACAACAAAGAAGGUGCGGAGGGUGUUCAGAUCCUGGAUGCCAGAUCACAUGGGAGAUGGACUGGCAAGGCUCCUGAGCCGAGGCCUGGUUUGUCAUCGGGCCACAUUCCUGGAUCCAUCAACAUCCCCUUUGACUCCGUGCUGGACCCGGAGACCAAAGCGUUCCUACCUACGGAAAAGUUGAGAGGUUUGUUCGCCAAGAGUGGUGUUGAUCCAGCAAAGCCCAUCAUUGCCAGCUGCGGGACUGGGGUCACAGCUUGCGUGCUCGAGACCGCGUUGAGCGAAGCUCAGUACGGCUCACCAGAGAGUAGGAAGGUGUAUGACGGGAGCUGGACUGAAUGGGCGCAGAGGGUAGCCCCCUCCGAGUCUCUCAUCAGAGAAGAGGAGUGA